AUGUAUAGACAAGUCAAACUACAUGAAGAUGACCAACGAUUCCAUACCAUCUUUUGGAGAUCAAACAGAAAUGAUCCAAUUCAAGAAUAUCAGUUGACCACGGUAACAUACGGGACUGCUCCCGCAGCCUAUCUAGCCAUAAAGACUAUGCAUCAAUUAGCAAAGGACGGAAGUAAAGAAUUCCCAGAAGCAGCAAAGCUAAUCUUUGAAGACUUCUACGUUGACGAUUUUCUGUCCGGAGCCCACAACAAAGAGGAUGCACAAAGAAUCAAACAAGUUCAGAAACUUUUAAGUAAAGGAGGAUUCAGAAUUAGAAAGUGGAAAUGCAAUCUGUCAUUGAAUGAAGAUACGUUCUUUCAAGAAAUUGGAAGUCAUGCAGAUAUUACCAAAAUCCUAGGAAUUGGCUGGCUACCACAAAGUGACAACUUUCAAUAUUCAAUUAAUCAAACUGAAAUACCAACGAACACGAAAAGACAAGUGCUAUCUGAAAUUGCUCCGAUAUUCGAUCCACUAGGCCUUAUGGCACCAGUUGUCAUCAAAGCUAAACUAAUAAUGCAAGAAAUAUGGAAGGCCGAUAAGAAGUGGGAUGAAGAAAUUCCAACAGAAAUCAAGACGACAUGGAACAAAUUCAAAGAAGAACUUCCAAUCAUAGAGAGCCUGCAAAUACCAAGAUGGUUCCGAUACAAUCCAGAACUACCAAUUCAAUUGCACGGAUACGGUGAUGCAUCACAAAGAGCUUAUGGAGCAGUAAUAUAUGCUAAAACAAUCGAGAAGAGCUAUGCCUACACAACUCUACUAGUAGCCAAAACAAAGGUUGCACCAAUCAAAAAUAAAAAGACCAUUCCACAGCUGGAACUAUGUGCAGCUACCUUAUUAGCGAAGUUGAUGAAAAUAACCGUUACGGCUUUGAAAAUCACCGGCGUAAAAAUCUAUACCUGGUCAGAUUCGAAGGUAGUACUAGCUUGGUUACACAAAACACCAAGUAAACAAAACGUCUUCAUAAUAAAUCGUGUCAACGAGGUUAAUAGACUACUAGGUCAAGUUCAGUGGAAUUACAUUAAAUCUGAGGACAUUCCAGCGGAUUUAUUAUCCCGAGGAGCAUUCCCAAGUAAACUUCUGAACAAUCCCUUAUGGAGGAAAGGCCCCAUAUGGCUACAGGCACCUACUUAUGGAGUCGAAAGGGCUGAAGAAAUCCCAAAUAAAAUAAUAGUAAAGAACGAAGUUCCAGAAGAAAAAACAGUGGCCACAACCAUCAUCUGUGAACCAUUUCAAUUAAUAACAGAAUUCUCGUCUUGGAAAAAGACUCUACAAGUGAUGGCCAAUUGCAAAAGGUUCAUUGACAAUUGUAAAACCAGGAAUACGAUUGAGUCCACACAAGCAACACUUCCUUCUUCCAUCAGCCCAGAUGAAAUUCAAAAGCCGAAAAUAACUCUCAUCACAAUAAUCCUGCCAACAAAAUGCCAUCUGACUGAUCUCAUAAUAAGGCACGCACAUCAUGAAACAUUGCAUGGAGGAACACAGAUGACAUUGACUCACAUCAGACAGGAAUUCUGGAUACCUCAUGGAAAAAACAAGGUUGAAACCAUCAUAAGACAAUGCGUCGUCUGCACACGAUUUCGUUCAACUACAUGCUCACAGAAAAUGGGAAAUCUACCAAGGGAAAGGGUGAUACCAUCCCACCCAUUCACGAAUGUAAGAAUAGAUUACGCUGGCCCGAUACAGACGAGAUUAUCAAGAGGUAGAGGAUCCAAAUGUUAUAAAGGAUACAUCUCCAUCUUCAUCUGUCUCGCAACUAAGGCGAUACAUCUAGAGGCAGUAAGUGACAUUUCAACGGACGCAUUCAUAGCUGCCUUCAGAAGAUUCACAUCACGACGUGGAUUAUGCUCUGCAAUAUUCAGUGACAAUGGAAUCAAUUUCGUCGGAGCUCAGCGAGUCCUUGACACAGAAUUUCAAAAAUCCAUUGAUGUACAAUACAGAAGGCAUUAG
This is a messenger RNA of Coccinella septempunctata (seven-spotted ladybird), 1986 nucleotides long. RefSeq lists its product as uncharacterized. Gene Ontology annotation, molecular function: nucleic acid binding. Bases 1 to 1986 code for a protein of 661 amino acids. Lineage: Eukaryota; Metazoa; Arthropoda; Insecta; Coleoptera; Coccinellidae. The record is from RefSeq and is a predicted model, not a curated record. The transcript has a single exon.